UGUAAGAGAAGACAAAACACAGUACAGAAUCACCAUUCUUACAAUGUAGUAUUUACCAGUGACCACUAGAUGUCAGCUCAUCAACAGUGUAUCUGAUGCGGGUACUGUGGCCGCUAGGUGGUAGCUCUGCACCAGGAUUUCCUCCUCCCAGGUCGUCGAAACAACAAACCGAACUACGGAGCAAGCGGGGUGAGAGAACGUCCGAAACCGCCUCUGACCGCGACUUUUAAACUCUUUUUACAGAAUUGUAGUGGAAUUCAGACGGAGGCUGUACAAGAAUAGUAAAAGUUCUGCCGGGCCUGCAUUUCACAACAAGGUCACAUGCAACCUGUCCCUGUCUUGUAUUUUCUGAGGAUCUCAAGCCAGUCAUAAGUUGAAGUUAUCCAGAAGAUGUUACAGAAAUGAUAGCAGCACCAGAAAUACCAUCAGAGUUCUCCUUUACUCAGGAUACAGACACCCGAUUCUCUUCAGACACAGACUUCUCCGAGGAUCUCGAUGGAAGGAGUGCAACCCCAGCUAAAGGAAAGGGUGGAAAGAAGGGGAAGAAGGCAGCAGGGGAGAAGGGCAAAGGAGGGAAGGGAGCAGGUCGGAUAAAUGGCCACCACCAGGAGAAUGGCAUGGAAAACAUGAUGCUGUUUGAGGUGGUGAGGCUGGGCAGGAGUGCAAUGCAGUCUGUUGUUGAUGACUGGAUUGAGUCUUACAAACAUGACAGGGAUGUUGCACUACUAGAUCUCAUCAAUUUCUUCAUCCAGUGCUCGGGAUGUAAAGGUGUUGUCAGCGGAGAAAUGUUUCGCAACAUGCAGAACUCUGAGAUCAUCCGACGAAUGACAGAAGAAUUUGAUGAGGACAGUGGUGACUACCCUCUAACCAUAGCAGGACCCCAGUGGAAAAAGUUCAAAUCAAGCUUUUGUGAAUUCAUUUCGGUGCUAGUGCGCCAGUGUCAAUACAGUAUCAUCUAUGAUGAGUACAUGAUGGACACAGUCAUCUCCCUUCUCACUGGACUAUCAGACUCCCAAGUCCGAGCCUUCAGACACACCUCAACACUGGCAGCCAUGAAGCUGAUGACAGCCCUGGUGAAUGUAGCUCUGAACUUAAGCAUCAACAUGGACAACACUCAGCGACAGUAUGAGGCAGAGAGGAAUAAGAUAGUGGCCAAAAGGGCUAAUGACAGACUGGAGCUGCUUCUGCAGAAACGCAAAGAGCUCCAAGAAAAUCAGGAUGAGAUUGAAAAUAUGAUGAAUGCAAUAUUCAAAGGAGUGUUUGUUCACCGAUAUCGUGAUGCGAUAGCAGAAAUCAGGGCAAUCUGUAUAGAAGAGAUUGGAGUGUGGAUGAAACUCUAUAGCGAUGCCUUCCUCAACGACAGCUAUCUGAAGUAUGUGGGAUGGACGAUGCAUGAUAAGCAAGGUGAGGUACGUCUGAAGUGUCUGACAGCUCUGCAGGGUCUCUACUACAACAGAGAACUCAAUGCACGACUGGAACUCUUCACCAGUCGCUUUAAGGACCGUAUUGUCUCCAUGACUCUUGACAAAGAGUAUGAUGUUGCAGUUCAAGCAAUUAAACUACUCACUCUUGUAUUGAAUAGUACGGAUGAGGUGUUGACGCCUGAGGACUGUGAGAGCGUCUAUCACUUGGUCUACUCGGCACACAGGCCUGUCGCCAUUGCAGCUGGAGAAUUCCUCUUUAAGAAAUUGUUCAGCCAGCGAGAACCAGAGGAGGAAGGUGCCCCCAAGAGGAGAGGCAGACAAAGCCCCAACGCCAACCUCAUUAAGACCACUGUCUUCUUCUUCCUGGAGAGUGAGCUCCAUGAGCAUGCAGCCUACCUAGUGGACUCUCUCUGGGAAUGUGGUGCAGAGCUACUGAAGGACUGGGAGUGUAUGAUUAGCUUACUGCUAGAUGACCCAUUGCCAGGAGAGGAAGCUCUUACAGACAGACAAGAGACAGCCUUGAUUGAAAUCAUGCUGUGCACUGUACGCCAGGCCGCUGAAUGCCACCCACCUGUUGGACGGGGCACAGGAAAGAGGGUGAUGACGGCUAAGGAGAAGAAGACUCAGCUGGAUGACAGAACCAGAAUGACAGAGCUGUUUGCUGUGGCUUUGCCCCCUCUACUGGCCAAGUACGCUGUGGAUGCAGAGAAGGUGACUAACUUGUUGCAGCUGCCUCAGUACUUUGACCUGGAAAUUUAUACCACAGGACGUCUAGAGAAGCACCUGGAAUCCCUGCUGCGUCAGAUCAGGGAAAUUGUGGAGAAGCACACAGACACUGAAGUUUUGGAGGUCUGCUCCAAGACUUACCAUGCCCUCUGCAAUGAGGAGUUCACAAUCUUUAACAGGGUGGACAUUGCCCGCUCACAGCUGCUGGAUGAGCUGGUGGACAAGUUCAACAGGCUACUGGAGGAUUUUCUACAAGAGGGUGAAGAGGCUGAUGAAGAUGAUGCUUAUCAGGUUUUGUCAACUCUAAAGAGGAUCACAGCUUUUCACAAUGCACAUGACCUGUCGGGGUGGGACCUGUUUACCAGCAACUUCAAGCUGCUCAACACAGGCAUAGAGAAUGGAGACAUGCCUGAGCAGAUAGUCAUCCACUCGCUGCAGUGUACCCACUAUGUGAUCCUGUGGCACCUGGCCAAGUCAUCUGAGGGCAGCUCCAGAAAGGAUGACAUGGUGACCCUGAGGAAGCAGAUGAGGGCAUUCUGUAUGAUGUGUCAGCGCUACCUCACCAAUGUCAACACAGCCGUCAAAGAACAGGCAUUCACCAUCCUAUGUGAUCUCCUGCUCAUCUUCAGCCACCAGAUGGUGUCCGGAGGCAGGGAACACCUGGAGCCUCUGGUCUAUUCCCCAGAGGACUCGCUGCAGUCUGAACUGCUCUCUUUCAUCUUGAAUCAUGUCUUCAUAGACCAGGACGAUGACACAAAUAGCACAGAUGGGCAACAGGACGAUGAGGCAGUAAAGAUUGAAGCUCUGCACAAGAGGAGAAACCUCCUUGCUGCCUACUGUAAAUUGAUAAUCUACUGUGUGGUAGACAUGAAGACUGGAGCUGACAUCUUUAAACAGUACAUGAGGUAUUACAAUGACUAUGGUGACAUCAUCAAGGAGACUAUGAGUAAGACUCGGCAAAUCGACAAAAUUCAAUGUGCCAAGACACUCAUCCUCAGUCUGCAGCAGCUGUUCAACGAGAUGCUGUCUGAACUGGGUCAUGGGUUCGAUCGCUCCUCCUCUUCAUUCUGUGGAAUCAAAGAGUUGGCCCGACGUUUUUCUCUAACCUUCGGUCUCGACCAAGUCAAAACAAGGGAUGCUAUCGCUAUGCUGCACAAGGAUGGUAUCGAGUUUGCAUUUAAGGAUCCUAGUACUCAUGGAGAUGGAGGCCCUCCCCUUAACCUGGCUUUCUUGGACAUCCUCAGCGAGUUCUCCUCCAAGCUUAUGAGACAAGACAAGAGGACUGUCCACAUGUACCUGGAGCGCUUCAUGACGUUCCAGAUGGCACUGCAGCGAGAGGACUGCUGGCUCCCCCUCAUCUCCUACAGGAAUUCCUUGCAGGCUGGUGGUGAUGACGAUACCAUGUCAGUGAUGAGUGGCUACUCCAGCAGAGGCUCCUCCAUCCGCUCCAAGAAGAUCAAGCCUCCUGCUGCUACAGCUGGAACUUCAGCAGCCAAGAGGAAGCUGCCAGAAGAGGAGAGCAGCAGCAGCAGCGAGGUGUGGCAGCAGAGCAUGCAGACCCCAGUAAUGUUGCCGUCCCCCCACCUCACCUCCACUGCCAUGCGAGACCCUAAGAGGGGUCGUGAUGACAGCUUCAUGGGGGUCUACCCCCUCCCCCAUGACCAGCAGCAGCCCCACCAACACCCACAACACCAUCAACAGACGCCUCAGCACCACCAAACACCUAUGGAUUACAAUUCCCAGGUGACGUGGAUGCUGGCUCAAAGACAGCAAGAAGAGGCACGCCAACAGCAGGAGAGAGCCAUGAACUACGCCAAGCUCAGGACCAAUCUGCAGCAUGCUAUUCGUCGCGGUACUGGGCUCAUGGAGGAAGACGAAGAGCCGAUUGUGGAGGAUGUGAUGAUGUCAUCUGAGGGUCGUAUGGAUGACCUCAAUGAAGGCAUGGACUUUGACACCAUGGACAUUGAUCUGCCACCCUCCAAGAACCGUCGUGAAAGGUCUGAGCUCAAGCCAGACUACUUUGACCCUGCUUCUAUCAUGGAUGAAUCGGUCCUUGGGGUGUCAAUGUUUUAAGCUAAUAUCCAGAUGAUUUUGACGCUGGGAUAACAGAAGAGGCGCUUUGUAUUUAAAGAGAAUUUUAGAUGCGAAAACAGAAGUGUUUUCUGUAAGAAAAAGCAAAAAAAAAAAAAAAAUUAAAAAAAAGAAGAAUUCUGGCUUGUACUCCACGUGGACCAAUGACAACCCACACUCAGUGUUGCUUGCUCAGAGAGGACAUUGUUUCAAAUAUUUACUUUUAUAAUCUUGGGUAAGUAACAGGCCACAUCCAAACCUAUUAGAAAUGAAUAUGUCUGAAGAGAAAUCCAUAAUAGCUUCUUCUUUGUUUUUUUCCUCUUUCCCCUUUUUUUUUUUUUUUUUUUUUUUUUUUUUAAACAGGGAUGAAUUGGUGUGUUUAACUUAAGAUACAUUUUUUUGUUUAUGUCUAACCCUUUUUACAAUUGUAGUAAGUUACCAGGUGUGAAGUAGUAAUUUAUAAACAGACUGUAGUAGCUUGCUUGUACUGUGUUAGCCAAGUGGAUGGAGGUCUUUUUGUUUCUGUGCUCCUUUGGUUUUUGUUCUCUCCCUCUAUCUCUAAAGUUUCUUCUCCCUGUUGUUGGGCCUGAUUUGAGGUCCUGGUAACCACUGGUGGUUAAGAUGUUGAGCUGUCACAUAGAAUCAGUCAUGAUCCCUUUAUGCUGUGAAGAUUCCCAGAGUCCACUGAACGCUCCACACUGUUAAGCAGUAAGUCCUAGAGCUUACUCCAAGAUUUGGACCACUCCUUAACCUCCAUCUACUAGAGAAAUGUGUCUUGAUGCCUCCCCCCCCUAACAA
Molecule: messenger RNA, 5018 nt
Organism: Sander lucioperca (pikeperch)
Lineage: Eukaryota; Metazoa; Chordata; Actinopteri; Perciformes; Percidae
Gene: stag2b
Product: stromal antigen 2b
Exons: 34
Coding region: 402-4223 (1273 amino acids)
Biological process (GO): sister chromatid cohesion
Cellular component (GO): cohesin complex; chromatin; nucleus
Molecular function (GO): chromatin binding
Source: RefSeq, a predicted model, not a curated record